This is a messenger RNA of Solanum dulcamara, 2760 nucleotides long. RefSeq lists its product as uncharacterized. Bases 1227 to 2573 code for a protein of 448 amino acids. NCBI's taxonomy places the organism in Eukaryota, Viridiplantae, Streptophyta, Magnoliopsida, Solanales, Solanaceae. The transcript has 2 exons. The record is from RefSeq and is a predicted model, not a curated record.
CUUUUAAAUAAAGAAUGAAAUCUGUAUUGGGUAUAUUGUUUGUCAUGUCAGUAUCGCUUUCCUCUUUCUAUGCAAGAAUUUUAAGUACCAUUUUGAUUGAUUGUGAUCAUACAGUAAGUCAACUCCCUUAUUAUCCUAUUCUUUGAUUGUAUCAGUAUCUGACUACCUGUUACUUCCUUUGUUUCAGUCUUCAUAGUAUUUGUUGUGCUAUUGUUCUUUUCUCCAGUUCUGUUUUUUCAUCAUGGCUCUUCAUUACUGUAUUCCAUCCUCUCGCUUUGAUAUGUUUUACUUGAGCCGAGGGUCUAUGGAAACCUCUCUACCUGCACAGGGUAGGGAUAAGGUUUGCGUGCACACCACUCUCCCCAGAUUUCCUUGUGGGAUUAUACUGGGUACGAUGUCGUUGUUGUUGUUGUUGUGAUCAUCCAUUGAGUUUCUGUAUCCUCAUGAAGAGUACAUGAAAAAGAAAAAAGAAAUUAGGAAACAAAAAAGCCUACUUUUUUCUUGUUUCUGCCUUGUGAUAAAAUUGGGGUAGUUGUGAUUGUAUUCUAUAUUGUGUGGAUUCAUCAUAAAUUUACUAGUUAUGCACUGACUGUCAACCUACCGCAACCCUCUUCCUUUAUACGGGCUUGGAAUUGGCAAUGUUAGCAAUCUCACAGGCCGAGUGUGUUCCUGUUGUUGCGGUCCUGUGGAUUAGAAUAAAUGGUAAUCUAUAUUGUCGCUACCUUGUGUGUAAUAACAGUUUAAAGUGGAAUGAGGUUCCUAAAUAAUCAGUGACAUCUCUGAGUUAGAAUCUUACAGUUGCUAUUAUGGCUUCUCUGCAUCUGAAUUUGGUGUUAGGGGAAACAUGCUAUGUAGUGAUUUAAAUCAUAGUCUUUUUAUAGCUAAUGAAGUUCACUGAUUAUCUCUAGUAUGGUACGGAAAGAGUGAAAAAGUAGAUAAACUACAGUUAGGUGCGGCUUGGGGAGAACAAGAAAUGCUCAAAAUGAAUUAGAAGCUGAAAGUCUAAAGUGGCGCGGAAUUUAUAAAUGCAGGAAAAGGAUAGAGAAAGUGUUCCACUGAAGUAAUAUUUUUGGAGUCAGGUUUACAGAAAAAGAUGGGGUCUAUAUCCACCAUCAUGGUUCUUUUCUUUUAUAAAUAUCUCAGAGAAAUUGAAGGCACAUUGACACGCGGACAAUUUUGGAUAGGAAGCAGAAACAACUGUUAUUACCAGGAAAGAAGAAGAAAAGAUGGAAAAGGAAGAACAACAUCUCAAAGUCGAGAAAGACAGAGAAAAGUCUGGUGAUUUGGAGGAGAAAAAGAAGAAAGACAAAAAGGAUAAAGAACAAAAUAAUGAGAGCGAGGAGUUGGAGGAUGAAAAAGAAGAUGAAACAAAAAAUGUAAAAGAGAAGAAAGACAAGAAGGAAAAAAAAGAGAAGAAGGAUAAAGAAAAGAAAGACAAGAGCAAAGAGAAGUCGGAGGAAGAAACCAAGGAAGAGAAGGAUGAUGAAGAUGGGGAGAGGAAGGCUCUCAAGACGGUUAAGAAAGAGAAAAAGGGAAAAGUGAAGAGUGAAGAGGAGUCGGAGGAAGAAAAGGGUGAUGAAAAAGUUGAGAAGAAACUCAAGAUAGUUAAGAUUGAGAAAAAAGAAAAAGAGAAGAAAGACAAGAGCAAAGAGGUGUCAGAGGAAGAAAAAGUGGAGAAGAUAGUUAAGAUAGAUAAAAAGGAAAAAGAGAAGAAAGACAAGAGAAAAGAGGAGUCGGAGAAAGAAACGGAUGACGAAAAAGGGGACAAGAAACACAAGAAGGAAAAGAAAGAGAAAAAGAACAAAGAAGAGAAAGAGAAGAUCAAAGAGGAGUCGGAAGAAGAAAUAGAGGAAGAGAAGGAUAACGAAAAAGGAAAGAAGGAGGAUAAAGAGAAGAAAUACAAGAAAAAAGAGGUGUCGGAUAAAGAAAAUGAGAGCCAAGAAGAUGAAGAAGAGAACGAUGAAAAAGGUGUAAGGAAAGAUAAAGAGAAGAAACACAAUAAGGAAAAGAAAGAUAAAAAGGAUAAAGGAAAGAAAGAUAAGAGCAAACAGUCGGAGAAAGAAGACAAGAAAGAGAAGAAAAAGGAUAAAGAGAAGAAAGACAAGAGCAAAGAGGUAUCAGACGAAGAGAAGGAUGAUGAAGGAGGCAAGAAGAAGGAUAAAGAAAAGAAAGUCCAGAGCAAAGAGGAGUCACAUGAAGAAGACAAGAAAGACAAGGUAAAUGCAGCUGAAGUCACCACACGAGAGAUAAAAGUUGAGGAACACAAGAAAGUAUCCGAUGAUGAAGCAAAAGAGAAAAGUAAAAGCAAGGAGAAGAAGGGGAAGGAAGGUAAAGAUGAGAAACAAAAGGAUUCAAAAAAAGAUAAAGCUGAGAAGAAGAGAAAACUUGAGGACAAGUAUAAAAGCAAAGAUUUAGGUAAGUUGAAAUCCCAGUUGGAUAAGAUCAAUGCCAAACUGGAAGCACUUCAGCAGAAAAAAGCAGACAUCCUGAAGACAAUAAAAGAAACAGAGGAUAAGAACCUAGCAGUGGUUGAGAGUCCCAAAGAUGCAGAACCGAAGGCACACAGCGUGUAGUGGCUCAACAGUGCGGUAUAUUUUCAUAAUAGCCUUACCUAUACUUAUAAAUCGGUUAUGUAUCCUUUUUCUCCCACUGUCAUGUAGAAAUGUAUCAUCUUUGUCUCAAAUAAGUUAAAACUAGAGAUGAUAUUUGUAUUAAGUUUUCAUAAAUUUUGACAUUUUUGCAAAUAAUCUUUCUUAACAA